Panicum virgatum (switchgrass) is the source of this 769-nucleotide messenger RNA. RefSeq lists its product as uncharacterized. The transcript has a single exon. NCBI's taxonomy places the organism in Eukaryota, Viridiplantae, Streptophyta, Magnoliopsida, Poales, Poaceae. The record is from RefSeq and is a predicted model, not a curated record. The coding region runs from base 299 to 712 and encodes 137 amino acids.
GCUCCCGCAAGAUGUCCCGGUAGCGCCGCCGAGGAAGUGCAGCCCGCUCGCUAGUGACAGCGGCCCGCCUCGAGGUCCUCGACCAUGGUCUCGGCCGGCUGCAUGGGCGGGAGCUCCGCUAUCGCACGAGCAAGCGAAUUUGGUGGGAGCUCGCGGACGGGAGCUAGGCCGCAGGCGCGCGCGCGUGCGGGUGCUCCGCAGGCAAGCAAGCACGCUGCCUAUCCGAGAGCUAAGAACUGGGCAAGGAAGCAAGCUAGCUGCCAAGCAAGAGAGCUCAUCGCUCACGGUGAAUUGAGCCAUGAACGUCACGACAUCUCAGCUAGCCACCUACGACCUGGCCAAGGAGGCCAUCCUCGCGCGCCGGGGCACAGGCGCCGACGGCCUCGCCACGAACGUCGCCGCCAGCUUCACUGCGGGCCUCGUCGCCGCCACUGCUGCGCGCAGCUGCUUGCCUGUGUGCUGCGCGCUGCCAGCCUGCGUGCUGCCUGCUUGCUCGCUGUUUGCCUGCCGCUGCCUGCCCCCGCCGCUGUGCAGCCGCUGCCUGUCGCUGCCCCUGCAGCCCGGCGCUCGAGUGGCCGCGCCCUGCCCCUACGCCCUACGCGCGGGUGGUUCGGCGGGGCCACGCCUGCGGCCCGGCGCGCGGGUUGCCCGGAUCCGGUGCACAGCGGCGUCGGCGGUGGCCAGUGUUCGGCAGCAGGGCGCGGCCACCUGAGCGGCGCUGAGAACGUGCGCGGAGCAGAGCCGGCGGACGUGGCGCCAGUGCUUGCCG